Trypanosoma cruzi is the source of this 2769-nucleotide messenger RNA. Its product is annotated as tyrosine protein kinase, putative. Gene Ontology annotation, cellular component: cytoplasm; autophagosome. The transcript has a single exon. Gene Ontology annotation, molecular function: protein serine/threonine kinase activity; ATP binding. NCBI's taxonomy places the organism in Eukaryota, Euglenozoa, Kinetoplastea, Trypanosomatida, Trypanosomatidae. The record is from RefSeq and is a predicted model, not a curated record. Gene Ontology annotation, biological process: peptidyl-serine phosphorylation; protein autophosphorylation; autophagosome organization. The coding region runs from base 1 to 2769 and encodes 922 amino acids.
AUGGAAGAGUCCCAUCCCUCCGAGCUGCAGCUCCCAGCUCGUGAGGGCGAUGAAUUUAAGGGGGGUGGUGAUGACUGUGGUGGGGAGGGCGAUGCCGUGGGGUGCACACAGGAGGCAGGGAGAGCUGAGCUGCUGGACUACAAGGUCGACUGGGAUGAAGUUGUGGGAGAGGGAAGUUUUGGCGUCGUGUACCGGGGGAGGCACGUCAGCAACGCUACGGAGGUGGGUGUUUUAACUCUCAAGGGGAGUUUGGAGCUGCGGGAGGAGCUCCGCAAGGAGGCCGAGAAGGGCGCCAUGUUGCUGCUGAAGCAAUGGCCAGGUGUAAUUCAUCUUUUAGGAACGUUUGACACUGUUGAGGAGGACACCGUGACUGUCAUGUCCAUGCUGCAGCUGCGUGGUGUGGAGGACAUGCAGGCGUUCUUUACGCGUGAUGUGGCCAAAAAGGAAGAGAAGAAAGGAAAAGGGGAGUUGGACGAUGAUCCGGCCUCCAUCGCACCGGAACAAUCUUCCUCGUUCACGGGCUGCUGCGGCGCGGAGGAGGGGGCGUGUUCGCGCCUCUUCAAUGAGAAUGAAGCAAAAGGGAAGAGGGAAGAAGAAGAAGAAACGGAUAAGGGAGAGGCCAAAACUCACCGCGCGGAGGAGAAAAAAUAUGCUGCUGCUGGUGUUGCUGGUGAGAAGACGCAGAGCUUACCGCCACCAGCAUCGUUGGCGCAGCGGCAGGGCGGUGCAUUGUCUGUUGGCAAGUACAUGGUGCAGCUGGGAAGUGUCUUGGGAAGAGGGAAGUUUGGAACUGUCUACCGCGGGUGGCAUCGGGAGGAAGGCUACGAGGUUGCCGUGAAGAUUCUCAAGGGGCCAGUGAGCAAGCGAGCAAAAAUGCUCAUUGAACCGAGAGAGUUGGGUCGACUACAAAAGCUGGACCACCCGAAUAUUCUCCGCAUGUUUGGUGCCUUCCGACACGAAGAAAAGGAUAGGAAUGAAAUGACGCUGGCGCUUGUCUUGGAGCUCUGUCAAGGGGGCGACUUGAAGGAGUUUCUCGCAAGAAACGAUCCGCUCUCUGAGCGACAGGCGAAGCACAUUAUGCGACAGCUUGUAGACUUUCUUUGCUUUCUUAAAAGCAACCGCAUGAUGCACCGCGAUUUGAAGCCUGCGAAUAUUCUUCUGACGACCACGAAUAUUGACAGGGCGGUGGUAAAGGUGGCGGAUUGGGGCAUGGCAAAGCAAAUAUCUAAUUUUGGCAGCAGUAUUUGCGUCCCUGAUGCGAAUGUCAUGUUUGAAUCGGCUGUUGGAACGGUGGCGUACAUGUCGCCGGAGAGACUCUCACGAGAAUUGUACGACUUCCAGGCGGAAGUAUGGGCUCUAGGAGUCAUCAUGUAUGAAUUACUUUUUGCUAGGCACCCUUAUUUGCAUUCUGCUUCCUCUGUUCGCACGCCAGAGGAGCUUCUGAAUGCCAUUACGCGUGCAGAAGAGCUAGAAAUGUCAUGUAACGUUUUUCGCUCAGAAAACAAAAGAAAGGAAGGAAAUGUGUUCAAACAACAUCAGUCGGAGGUGAACCCUUUUUCACGUGAGUGCUACGAGCUUAUGCGGCACAUUUUGGAUCCAGAUUCGAAAACUCGCUACACCAUUGAACAGGUGCGAGCCCAUCCGUGGAUUUCCCAACCGGAGAAAAUGCGCGCAACAGAAGAGGUAAAGGCCGUAACGAACACAGUGGAACCGGCUGUAGCUCAUGGAGAAAAAUUGAAUACUGCAAAAGUAAUAAAAGCAGAAGAUGUUGUGGCUGCCACGACCAAAAUAAUUAAGGCAGAAGAAUCGGUCACAACAGAGAUGGCGGCGACCGGACCAUCAGCAGGGGUUACUGGCAUCCCACUUCGAGUUCCCUCUUCAGAGGACGAGGUGGCGGGACCAUUACAUGUCCAGGGUCUUGGUUCUAACUGGAGUCCUUUGCAACGUCAGCAACUUAUCUACCAGGCCUUUCGUGAGUAUUUUUACAUUUUACGGUAUGAUGUUCUGGAGGCGGAGAGCGACCCGGGGCGUGGGCUUGUGUUGUUGUCCUACGCCUGGGAACUUCUCCGUGCGGUAGCAAGGGCGGCAUUGCUGGAGGAACACCGUUUAUCUGGUGGAACGGUCUGCCUGGACGCCUCUAGCAGUAUUUGUUACAGUGCCCGGAGUUCUUCUCGAUUUGCUCUUCCCGACGAUAUUAAGUUAAUGGAGAAUUACAUUCAUGAAACCGCUCAAAGACUGAAGCGGAAUUUGCCAUGCCUCACUACUCACAUAUCAAUGGGUGCCGAGACAUUGACAUUCUCCACAGGGAGUAUGUGUGGGAUGGAAGCAUCCGGUGAAUCCUUAACCCCACUGCCAGCGAAUCCGCAGAAGUUGACAUACCCCUCCGCACAUACCUUGUUAUUCGAACGCACUGUUUCGCUCAUUCGUGCUGCAGCCACCGAGGAACUUAUGCUUAGUGACAGCCAUGAGCAAGACAACGUCAUGGAGGAAGAAGAGGUACGACCCGAGGGUGAACGAUAUCGGCAGAAACGUAUGUAUGAAAAAGCCAUAGCCAUUUUACGGCUGAUUCUUCAGCAAGUCGUUGUUCGUUGUCAGUCGUCUCUUCAUUACCCCUUUCCUCCUGUUGUAACGGACACGGAAGAAAGCAACGGUAUGCAGCUGCUGACAAUACCACUUGUCCCACUUGAGGAUGAAGCCGACCAACGCACCGUGCAGGCGCUUUUGCAUACGGUAGAAAAACAUUACCGGCGUCUUGUCAACGUGAAGUAA